GCGCCGCCGCCUUAUAAAAAGGGGAACGGCCGUCCCGGCGGUUCACAGCAAUCACACGCAGCCGGCUCAUAAACCUUCCUCCUUUCCUUUCCUUCCCUACCCGCCUCCAGCCGGCAUCGGAAGAAGCGGAGCGGAGGAGGAUCCAUCCCGGCCGAGCAGCCACAGGCCCCGCUGAGGAGAACUCGCCCGGCGGGAAACUCGCCUCACCUCAGCGCACCUCAGAUCGACUCGCCGCUCCCCUCCGCCGCCACAGCCCUCACCAAACCGACGAACCGCAGCGGCAUGGCUUCCCUCAGCUUCGCCGUAGCCCUUCUCCUCGCUCUCCUCAGCCCGGAGGUGCAGGGCCAGGAGUGCAGCGGGCAGUGUCAGUGCGGAGCGGGGCCCGGCCCCAGCUGCCCCGCCGGCGUCUCCUUAGUGCUGGACGGCUGCGGCUGCUGCCGGGUCUGCGCCAAGCAGCUGGGCGAGCUCUGCACCGAGCGGGACCCUUGCGACCACCACAAGGGCCUCUUCUGCGACUUCGGCUCCCCCGCCAACCGCCGCAUCGGCGUCUGCACCGCUCGGGACGGCGCCCCGUGUGUCUUCGGCGGCAUGGUGUACCGGAGCGGGGAGUCCUUCCAGAGCAGCUGCAAGUACCAGUGCACCUGCCUGGACGGGGCGGUGGGCUGCGUGCCCCUCUGCAGCAUGGACGUCCGCCUGCCCAGCCCCGACUGCCCCUACCCACGCCGGGUCAAGCUGCCCGGCAAGUGCUGCGAGGAGUGGGUGUGCGACGAGGCCAAGGAGCAGACGGCCGUGGGACCUGCUCUGGCUGCUUACAGACUGGAAGAUACUUACGGUCCAGACCCAACCAUGAUGCGUGCCAACUGCCUGGUGCAGACCACCGAAUGGAGCGCUUGCUCCAAGACCUGCGGCAUGGGCAUCUCCACCAGGGUCACCAAUGAUAAUGCCUUCUGCAGACUGGAGAAGCAGAGUAGACUCUGCAUGGUCCGACCUUGCGAAGCAGACCUGGAGGAGAACAUCAAGAAAGGCAAAAAGUGCAUCCGCACCCCCAAAAUCUCCAAGCCUGUCAAGUUUGAGCUGUCUGGCUGCACCAGCGUGAAGACCUACAGGGCCAAGUUCUGCGGCGUCUGCACCGACGGGCGCUGCUGCACCCCCCACAGAACGGCCACCCUCCCCGUGGAGUUCAAGUGCCCCGACGGGGAGAUCAUGAAGAGGAAAAUGAUGUUCAUCAAGACCUGCGCCUGCCACUACAACUGCCCCGGGGACAACGACAUCUUCGAGUCUCUGUACUACAGAAAGAUGUACGGAGACAUGGCGUAAAAGCCCGGGAGGAGAACGCUUAACUAGAUUCUCAACUUGAACUGAUUUGCAUCUCAUUUUGUAAACAUGAUUCAAUAGCACAAGGUAUUUAAAUCAGUUUUGUUAUUUUUUAUUUUUAUUUUUUUGUGUUUUUUUUUUUUUACGAUUUCAACAAACUGCUCCAUGUGACUUUAAGACAAAAUUUUUCUACUGACCCCCAAACGGUGGUUUGAAGAAGAAGGUAAAACGGACAGUGGGACCACAGCGAGACGCAGCUUCAGAACGAGGUGGUGUUGAAGGGCUUAAGGGAAUUAAGGCAGGAAAAGCAGAUCUGAGCAAAAAAAAAAAAAAGAAAUUCCCUUAACGCGGUACAGCGUGCUUCGUCGAGUAGUGCAAUUGUGGAGGAGACCCGUUGGCGUCUUUGCUGGUGCUGGUUUGGUGGCACCAGCCAACCCUCGCCCAGCAAAGUGCUGAGGAGAAGGUGUCCUGUCAGUCAGGACAGUGACAUUUCAGCUCUUGACGCUCUGAUUCCUGUGGCUCGGUCAGCAAGAAUCAGAAUCAUGUCUCUCAGACUGGACAGCUCGUGGCGGUUAAUUUACCUGCAGUGAGCUACUUUUUAUUAAUAAUUGUAAAUACCGUGUGUGUAUAUAUAUUUUGUACAGUUAUCUAAAUUAAUUUAAAGUUUUGUGCCUUUUGUUUAAUGCUUUGAAAUUUCAAUGGUAGCCUUUUUUUU
Molecule: messenger RNA, 2029 nt
Organism: Calidris pugnax (ruff)
Lineage: Eukaryota; Metazoa; Chordata; Aves; Charadriiformes; Scolopacidae
Gene: CCN2
Product: connective tissue growth factor
Exons: 5
Coding region: 283-1317 (344 amino acids)
Biological process (GO): signal transduction; cell adhesion
Cellular component (GO): extracellular matrix; extracellular region
Molecular function (GO): heparin binding; integrin binding
Source: RefSeq, a predicted model, not a curated record